AGUAAUUUUUUGUGUUUCAGGAGGUGCCUCCUAAUGUCAUUGACUUCAUGUUUAUUCUGGAACACAUUUGGCUUCAGUGCAGCUGUGGACUCUAAACCCAAUAUGCUUCUGUUUCUGGCUGAUGAUCUUGGCAUUGGAGAUAUAGGCUGUUAUGGGAACAAUUCCAUAAGGACCCCAAACAUUGACCGCUUGGCAAGAGAAGGAGUGAAGCUUACUCAGCACAUUGCCGCAGCUUCGCUUUGCACUCCGAGCAGAGCAGCCUUCCUCACUGGCAGAUACCCCAUUAGAUCAGGGAUGGCAUCCAGCAACAGGUACCGAGCGCUGCAGUGGAACGCCGGGUCAGGAGGGCUCCCUGCUAACGAGACGACAUUUGCCAGGCUGCUGCAGCAACAAGGCUAUACCACUGGACUGAUAGGAAAGUGGCAUCAAGGUGUAAACUGUGAAUCCUUCAACGAUCACUGUCACCAUCCUCUCAAUCAUGGGUUUGACUACUUUUAUGGAAUGCCUUUAACACUUCGAAACAACUGUCAAAAAAAUAAACCUCCAGACCUGGAUGCAGCCCUUCAAGAUAAGCUUUGGCUUUACAGUCAGAUAAUUACCCUUGCUGUGUUUACUCUUACUGCUGGAAAACUGACUGAUUUGAUUUCCAUCCGCUGGAAGACAAUUGCCUGUGUUACUUUGGUUGGCGGCCUUUUCUUCAUUUCUUGGUAUUCCAGUUAUGGCUUUGUGCAAUAUUGGAACUGUAUCCUGAUGAGGAACCACGAUGUCACUGAGCAGCCGAUGAAGUUAGAGAGGACUGCUUUCCUCAUGCUGAAGGAGGCAAUAUCAUUUAUCAAAAGAAACAGGCAUGGACCAUUCCUUCUCUUUGUUUCCUUUUUACAUGUUCACACCCCUCUCUUUACAACAUCAAAAUUUCUUGGGAAGAGCCGUCAUGGAUUAUAUGGAGACAAUGUAGAAGAAAUGGACUGGAUGGUGGGAAAAAUUCUGGAUGUGCUUGAUGAAGAAGGUUUGAAAAAUCAUACAUUCACAUACUUUGCCUCUGAUCACGGAGGACACUUGGAGGCUCAGAAUGGGUCUGCCCAGCUAGGUGGCUGGAAUGGUAUUUAUAAAGGCGGAAAAGGCAUGGGAGGCUGGGAAGGAGGGAUCCGUGUGCCAGGAAUAUUUAGGUGGCCAGGAGUACUACCUGCAGGCACAGUUACUGAUGAACCUACAAGUCUGAUGGAUAUUUAUCCCACAGUGGUUCAUCUGGCUGGAGGAAUAUUGCCGCGUGACAGGGUGAUUGAUGGACGAAACCUGCUGCCUUUACUGCAAGGAAGAGCUCAAAAGUCAGAUCAUGAGUUUCUAUUUCACUAUUGUGGCUCCUACUUGCACGCAGUGAGGUGGCACCAAAAAGACAGUGGAGCCAUUUGGAAGGCUCACUAUGUGACCCCUAUCUUCAGUCCUCCCGGAGCUGGGGCUUGUUAUGGAAAAAAAAAUUGCCCAUGUUUUGGGGAAGGUGUGACCCAUCAUGAUCCUCCACUGCUGUUUGAUCUCUCACGAGACCCUUCUGAAGCCAAACCUCUCUCACCUGAUACUGAGCCCCUCUUUGACACUGUCAUAAGGAAGAUGGGAAGAGCCAUCGAAGAGCAUCGCAGGACACUGACUCCAGUCCCAGAGCAGCUCUCUGUGUACAACGUGGUGUGGAAGCCGUGGCUGCAGCCGUGCUGUGGGACAUUCCCAUUCUGCUGGUGUGAUAAGGAAGGUGACAGCACACAAAUUUUGUGAGAUGUGUGUUCUAAUGACAUGUGCUGUGGCACUGAGUCCCCUGCUGACAAAGGUCUCAGAUAAUAAUUGUGUCUUUUCUUUCUCUGGGAAGCAA
Myiozetetes cayanensis is the source of this 1858-nucleotide messenger RNA. Its product is annotated as arylsulfatase D-like. Gene Ontology annotation, molecular function: arylsulfatase activity. Bases 34 to 1764 code for a protein of 576 amino acids. The transcript is spliced from 9 exons. Lineage: Eukaryota; Metazoa; Chordata; Aves; Passeriformes; Tyrannidae. The record is from RefSeq and is a predicted model, not a curated record.